Messenger RNA from Chenopodium quinoa (quinoa), 1789 nucleotides. Its product is annotated as O-acyltransferase WSD1-like. Gene Ontology annotation, molecular function: long-chain-alcohol O-fatty-acyltransferase activity; diacylglycerol O-acyltransferase activity. NCBI's taxonomy places the organism in Eukaryota, Viridiplantae, Streptophyta, Magnoliopsida, Caryophyllales, Amaranthaceae. Gene Ontology annotation, cellular component: plasma membrane. Bases 117 to 1544 code for a protein of 475 amino acids. The record is from RefSeq and is a predicted model, not a curated record. The transcript is spliced from 5 exons. Gene Ontology annotation, biological process: triglyceride biosynthetic process.
GCUACAAAGGAAAAAAAAGAAAAAACUAGUUCAGUUGAUAUCAUCUAGGCUAUCAGGCAACAAUAUUGCAGCAUAAUCCAUUGUCAACAAGCUGUAAUACAUCCAUAUAAGAAAAAAUGAAAUCAAAGUUGCAAAUAAAAACAGAAAGAGGCAACCUGCAGGAAAAUGAUGGAUUCGAACCGGUAUCUCCUACCGGACAAUACUUCAACAGCAAAAAACUGUCAGUUUGCAUCCUUGCAGUUCUGGAAUCUGAAGUUCCCGUUGAUGACUCAUGUGCAAUUCCACAACUACGAGAUGUUUUCCUUCCCAUUAACCCCAGAUUUUCUUCUAUAAUGGUAACUGACAAGAACGGUGUAAAGCAAUGGAAAAAAUUAGAAGUGAACCUUCAAGAUCACCUUAUUAUUCCCAGCUUCCCAGAGGACCUAUCAGUUGAAUCAUACGACGAAUACUUCGACGAAUAUCUGACAAAAACUAGUUCAGAUUUAUUGCCACAAAAUAGGCCUUUAUGGGAAGUUCACAUAUUCAAGUACCCAACAAGCAAAGCAGCUGGUCAUAUAAUCUUCAAGCUUCACCAUGCACUUGGUGACGGCUACUCUUUGAUGGGAGCACUUCUUUCUUGUGUCAAAAGAGCAGAUAAUCCUUCUCUUCCAUUAACUUUUCCUACAACUCGAUCAAGCUUAACAAACAAGAGCAACUCGACGAGAAUUAUCGACUGGGUGCCACAAACUAUAUCUGCAAUCUUCAAAGGAGCCUAUGAUUUUGGAUGGAGUUUUCUGAAAAGCACUUACAAUCCAGAUGAUAAGACACCCAUCAGGUCCGGAAAGAGUCAGGGUUUCCAACCAACCAAAAUCUCUACUAUUGAACUAUCCCUAGACCACAUUAAACUAAUCAAAGCAAGAGUAGGAACGACAAUCAAUGACAUUCUUGCAGGCAUAGCUUUCCAUGGGAUUCGAGUAUACAUGCAAGAAAUUGACCCAGAAUCCAACAUUUCACAAUCUACAGCUUUGGUGCUGCUCAACACUAGGAACAUCACAAGAUAUACUUCAGUUAAGGAAAUGAAAACGGCACAUACCAAGAUGUGGGGGAACCAAUUUGCAUUUCUGCAUGUAGCAAUCCCUGAACUGAUUGACGAUAAUUCCUCCAACCCCCUUGAUUUUGUCUAUAAAACACAGCAACAGAUUGCGAGACUCAGAAAUUCACCAGCAGUUUAUCUCACAGCUCAGUGCCUAGAGAUUGCAAGGAAAUGCAAAGGACCUGAGGCAGCAGCUGAACUUAUCUACAAUACAAUGAAUAAAUCAAGCAUGGGAAUGACAAACAUGAUAGGUCCAAUUGAAAAAGUGGCCUUGGUUGACCAUCCUGUCAAAGGCAUAUACUUCAUGGUUUGCGGCACUCCUAAGAGCCUAGUAAUAACAAUCAUGAGUUAUAUGCAAACUGUGAGGAUCGGAGUAGGAGUUGAAAAGGGCCUCAUAGACUCACAGAAGCUGACCUCAUGCAUCAAGAAUGCUUUUGAUCUGGUGUACGAGGCAGCCUCAAAGAGCCAAUAAAAAAAAAAACCUUCAAACAACAGAAAGCUUAUCCUCAAGGUGCUGAAUUGGAAAUGAUGCAACUCACCUCAAAUAUAUGACAUUUCAGUUAGCUCAAGCCUUGCAAUUCUUAACUCUAUUCAUCAGCAAUUACUAUGUCUAUUAUAGUGGCAUUUGGAUCAAAAAAAAAAAGGGUUCACGGCUAUAUAUAUGUAAACUCUCCUUAAAUUAGUGUGGCAUUAUGGGUAAUAUAUUAUUGUCAUAAA